AUGUUCCAAAUUCUGACACCACCAUCCAAGAUUGCAGUCCAGCAGAAACAAGCAACAGUAACAGUACAAAGUGAUAAAACCCACAUGAAAGAGGAAACAUAUAAAAAGUUACAACAAAACAGUGAACAGCAAUUCUUGGAGAGAUAUCAAAUACCAUCCUUUGGAGAAUAUGCUU
Acaulospora morrowiae is the source of this 175-nucleotide messenger RNA. NCBI's taxonomy places the organism in Eukaryota, Fungi, Glomeromycota, Glomeromycetes, Diversisporales, Acaulosporaceae. The record is from the annotation of a GenBank genome assembly.